AUGUACACACGAAAACAAUUGACUCUUCAGCAACGGGCAAUCGCUGGAUUUCUUUCACGUAACACUCCAAUGGAUGUAAUCUCUCGAAGGUCUUUCCAAGAAUAUGCGUAUGGCAAUGUAUGGAUCGCGUUAGCAACAGGGCCGCGUGUCAACGCAAUUGAUGCACGAGCAAAAUUUUCAAUGAGCAGAUGUACGCGAAUUUUACAUCUUUUGGACCGCUGCGAAUUAAUCUUUGCGUGA
Messenger RNA from Plasmopara halstedii, 240 nucleotides. RefSeq lists its product as uncharacterized. The transcript is spliced from 4 exons. The coding region runs from base 1 to 240 and encodes 79 amino acids. NCBI's taxonomy places the organism in Eukaryota, Oomycota, Peronosporomycetes, Peronosporales, Peronosporaceae. The record is from RefSeq and is a predicted model, not a curated record.